This is a messenger RNA of Babesia sp. Xinjiang, 2604 nucleotides long. Its product is annotated as Protein transport protein SEC23. Gene Ontology annotation, molecular function: zinc ion binding; GTPase activator activity; RNA binding. Gene Ontology annotation, biological process: COPII-coated vesicle cargo loading; spliceosomal snRNP assembly; endoplasmic reticulum to Golgi vesicle-mediated transport. Bases 1 to 2604 code for a protein of 867 amino acids. The record is from RefSeq and is a predicted model, not a curated record. Gene Ontology annotation, cellular component: endoplasmic reticulum exit site; COPII vesicle coat; spliceosomal complex. NCBI's taxonomy places the organism in Eukaryota, Apicomplexa, Aconoidasida, Piroplasmida, Babesiidae. The transcript has 4 exons.
AUGGACUUCACGGAACUGGAGUCUGCCACCGGUUUACGGUUUAGCUGGAAUGUAUGGCCAUGUUCUAGUGAGGAGGCUGCUAAGGCUGAGGUGCCUAUUGGUUGUCUUUUCACGCCUCUGAAGCCUGAGAACCCCGAGAGUCAGACUAAAAUACCUCUUGUGGAAUAUGCACCAGUUCGAUGUCGUAGCAGUGGUGUCUUCUUGAACCCAUAUUGCCAUAUUGAUUUUCGAGCUAAAACAUGGACAUGUCCAAUCACGUUGCAGCGGAACCCGCUGCCACCGUCAUAUGCGGAGCAUAUAUCGCCGGAUAACCUACCUUCAGAAUUGGUGAACCUUACCAUGGAGUAUAUCAUUCCUACAUCUGUUUCUGGCGGCAUUUUCCCACCUACGUUCAUUUUCCUGGUCGAUACUUGUGUAAGUGAGGAGGAGCUGGAGCAGUUGAAGGAUUCACUUCAACAGAUUCUUAGUAUGCUCCCUCAGGAUGUUCAAGUUGGUCUCAUAAGUUUUGGAUCUGUAGUUAAACUUCAUGAUUUGAGGGAAUCUGAUAUCCCCAGGUGUUACGUUCUUAGGGGUACCCAUCAUCAUGAUGCUGAAUAUCUGAAAAGGGUGAUAAACUUGGAGCAACAGCAGCAGAGGUUUGUACAACCCCUAUCUCAAUGCGAGUUUACGCUAAACACUUUUAUUGAGCAACUAACUCCUGACGUAUGGCCUGUUGCGCAAAACUGUCGUCCUAACCGUUGCACAGGUUCAGCUCUUAGUGCCGCAGUUGCACUUAUGGAGGUCUUAUGUCCCAACAGGGGUGCUCGUGCUAUGUUAUUCACCGGUGGAGCUUGCACUUUCGGUCCCGGAAAGGUGGUAGACAGUUCACUUGCUGAAUCCAUCAGGCAUCAUUUGGACCUUCAAAAGGAACAUCACAACGCUCGUUUUGUAAAGGAUGCUCUAUCAUUUUACUCUACGAUUGCCAACCGUUGUGCUAGUAACUGCCAUGCUAUUGAUAUUUUUGCUUGUGCGCUUGACCAAUCUGGUCUUUAUGAGAUGAAGGUCUGCUGUGACAAGACUGGUGGUUACAUGGUUAUGAGCGAUUCAUUUUCUAUGAACGUGUUCAAAGAUUCACUGAAGAAUGUAUUUAGCCUUGAUUCCAAUGGCCAUUUGAAGCAUGGUUAUUGUGCGAAGGUUGAGGUCUUUUGCACUAAAGAGCUGCGUGUGAGCGGUGUAAUGGGUGGUUGCAGCAGUAACAACAAGAAGGGUCCUAAUGUUUCGGACAACGUUAUCGGUGAGGGUCGCACUACUGAGUGGAAGGUAGGUGCAUUGGACCCUAAAUCUACGCUUGCAUUUUAUUUCGAUGUUGUUGACGGUUCAAGUUCCGCGGCAUCUGUGAUAACAAAUGCUAUAACGUCGCUUGGUGGUAAUUCUGCCAGCCGUAAUAAGAACAAGCCGCCUGAGAAUGCUGGGAAGACCGCUUUUGUACAAUUCCAGACGGUUUACAUCCACUCAAGUGGUCAGAAGCGUCUGAGGGUGACAUCAUUCAGCUGCAAGUAUGCGCAACCUAACAUUGCUGACCUUGCUCGUGGUUUUGAUCAAGAGGCAGCUGCGGUACUUAUGGCUCGUUAUGCAUUUUACAAGGGCGAGACUGAGGAUCCGUUAUCGGUACUGCGUUGGUUAGACAAGAGUCUGAUUAACCUGAUAUCUAAAUUUGCGGAUUAUCAGAAGAACGACGCUCAUUCAUUUAGAUUGGCGAGCGAGUUUUCGAUUUACCCUCAGUUUAUGUACCAUUUGCGUAGGUCUCACUUUUUGCAGACGUUCAAUGCGAGCCCUGAUGAGACUGCUUUUUACCGUACGGUGUUCAUGCGUGAGAAUGUCAUCAACAGUCUUAUUAUGAUUCAGCCUGCCUUACUGGAGUAUUCAUUUGAGAACCCUACCCCUCAUCCCGUUUUGCUUGACGCAUGUUCAUUGAAGCAGAAUGUCAUAUUGAUGUUGGACUCUUUUUUCCAUGUCAUCAUUUGGUAUGGUGAGAUGAUCCAUCAGUGGCGUGAGCAGGGUUUCCAGGAUAAGCCUGACUAUGCUCAUUUCAAGGAGCUUUUACAGGCUCCUGCGAGUGACGCGAAUCACAUUUUAAGUGAGCGUUUCCCUACUCCUAAGUUUAUUCUGUGCAACCAAGGCGGUAGUCAAGCUCGGUUCCUGCUUGCUAAAGUGAACCCUUCUCAGACGCACAAGUCUGGUUUCAGUGACUAUUCAGAGGAUGCUCAGGUGGUGAACACUGACGACGUUUCUCUGAAGACGUUUAUGGAGCACUUAGUUAUGCUGGUAGUUCAGUCCUUGAUAUGGACAGAUAUUAAACACUUUGAUUAUACGUACCUAAAAAUGGCUGGUUGCACUACGGCUGGCCCAGACUUGCGUCGUUACAUGGAGAAGCGUUUAGAUGUGCAUCUUAACGGAUCUAGGCACGUGGUUGGAGUGUUACGUGGCUACGACACUUUUAUGAACAUCGUUUUGGACAACGCGUUACAAAUAGAAGGUGAGGAGCAGAUAAAAUUAGGAAUGGUGGUUAUCCGUGGGAACUCUAUAGUAUUCUGGGAAUGUCUGGACAAGGUCCACACGCGAUAG